This is a messenger RNA of Lemur catta (Ring-tailed lemur), 1174 nucleotides long. It is a transcript of the gene CDK5R2, whose product is annotated as cyclin dependent kinase 5 regulatory subunit 2. Gene Ontology annotation, molecular function: protein kinase binding; cyclin-dependent protein serine/threonine kinase activator activity. Gene Ontology annotation, cellular component: protein kinase 5 complex; cytoplasm. Lineage: Eukaryota; Metazoa; Chordata; Mammalia; Primates; Lemuridae. The record is from RefSeq and is a predicted model, not a curated record. The transcript has a single exon. Gene Ontology annotation, biological process: positive regulation of cyclin-dependent protein serine/threonine kinase activity; brain development; activation of protein kinase activity. Bases 64 to 1167 code for a protein of 367 amino acids.
GCAGCAGCAGCGGCGCCGCCCGCGGUUCCCACCGGAGCCCGGGCGCCGGCCCCGCUCUGCAGGAUGGGCACGGUGCUGUCUCUUUCCCCUGCCUCCUCGGCCAAAGGCCGGAGGCCCGGCGGGCUGCCCGAGGAGAAAAAGAAGGCGCCGCCCGCGGGGGACGAGGCGCUGGGGGGCUACGGGGCGCCGCCAGUGGGCAAGGGCGGCAAAGGCGAGAGCCGGCUCAAGCGGCCGUCCGUGCUUAUUUCGGCGCUCACCUGGAAGCGCCUGGUGGCCGCGUCCGCCAAGAAGAAGAAAGGCAGCAAGAAGGUGACACCCAAGCCGGCAUCCACGGGCCCCGACCCCCUGGUCCAGCAACGCAACCGCGAGAACCUUCUCCGCAAGGGCCGGGACCCCCCGGACGGCGGCGGCGCCACCAAGCCCCUGGCCGUGCCAGUGCCCACCGUGCCCGCGGCCGCCGCCACCUGCGAGCCACCGUCGGGGGCCAGCGCGGCCGCCCAGCCGCCCGGCUCAGGCGGGGGAAAGCCUCCGCCGCCGCCUCCCCCAGCCCCGCAGGCGGCGCCGCCGGUGCCUGGCGGCUCGCCGCGACGGGUCAUAGUGCAGGCGUCCACCGGCGAGCUGCUGCGCUGUCUGGGCGACUUCGUGUGCCGACGCUGCUACCGCCUCAAGGAGCUGAGCCCCGGCGAGCUGGUGGGCUGGUUCCGCGGCGUGGACCGCUCGCUGCUGCUGCAGGGCUGGCAAGACCAGGCCUUCAUUACGCCCGCCAACCUGGUGUUCGUGUACCUGCUGUGUCGCGAGUCGCUGCGUGGGGACGAGCUAGCGUCGGCCGCCGAGCUGCAGGCCGCCUUCCUCACCUGCCUCUACCUCGCCUACUCCUACAUGGGCAACGAGAUCUCCUACCCACUCAAGCCCUUCCUCGUGGAGCCCGACAAGGAGCGCUUCUGGCAGCGCUGCCUGCGCCUCAUCCAGCGGCUCAGCCCGCAGAUGCUGCGGCUCAACGCCGACCCCCAUUUCUUCACGCAGGUCUUUCAAGACCUCAAGAAUGAGGGCGAGGCCACCGCCAGCGCCGGGGGUCCACCGAGCGGGGGCGCACCCGCCGCCUCCUCGGCCGCCAGGGACAGCUGUGCGGCCGGAGCCAAGCACUGGACUAUGAACCUGGACCGCUAGGGAUACC